CCGGCCGCGGAGCGCUGCGGGGAGCGGCUGCGGGGGGCAGCCGCGGGACGCGGAGGGUGGGCGCUGCCCGCUCCGCAGGCGCUCCGGGGCGGCGGUGCCCGAGCCGUCGGGGCGCGGAGGCGGCAGGCGGGCCGGGCGGGGCAGGGCGAGGCGGGCAGUGUUUUCAAAGCCCCUUCCCGAAGCGUUUUCAAAGCCCCUUCCCGCAGCACAGACAGUUUGCGCUCAGAUCUGCCCGCUGCGGGGUCCUGCCGCUCCGCGGCAGAGACAACUGGGCAUAAACAGUUUGCAUAACGCUUCCUCGGCUGGUUGCGAGCCGAGUGCCAGUUUUCUUCUUUGAAAAGAAAAAAACGAACCCAGAUGGGAAAUAAACAUUUAAUCAGGCACAAGAUACAAAUGAAACAUCACAAGGCAAGUGUUGCUAAAAUGCUUAAGCAGGAAGCAUAUGAUUUUCCAUGGAUGUUUUACAGGUGAGUCAUGGCAUUCGCUUCGUGCUCUCGUUACUGAAGAUCCCAGUCCGGUGGCAUGUACAGUGUGUAGAAUGGGAGUAUUUAGUUGGGCAGACUCAUUAAGCACAAGUAAGGAAAAGCACCUUUUCCUGGGCUGUAGCAGAGCAGUCAUGAACUUGUGGCUGGUGGCGUGGAAAUCUUUAUGCUCUCAUUUGUCCUUUUACUGAAUUCCUGUGGCAGCCAGCAUUACGCUAGAAAGCUGUCACUUUUCAUAACAUGCGGUACUCUGCAUCUGUCAGGCAACUCUUUCCCAUUCAAGUGAAAACAAACACCCUCUCAAAGGGGGUUUCCUCACCCCCCUUCCUGCCCCUGGGAGCCAUGUCUGUGUGCCAGCGGCAUUUCUCAAAUCCUGCUGAAGCCAAGGUCCCUGGCCCCAGGUAAGAGAAGGACUCUCUGUGCCUGGCCUGAAGACAACUGCAGUCAGUGACUGUGUGUGACCGGGGCUGGAGCAUACCAGGAGCUGGGAGCAAUUGAAUACUCUCAGCUCCCAGAGUCUCACGCGAAAAUUUGGUAGCCAACCCCUCCUGGCUGGCCUCAGGAAGAGCUUUGCCCCCCACCCAGGGACAGCUACACCGAGCCCUGCCACCACCUGUCACCAGGGAACCCCCUGCUGAGCAGGUCCUCCACUGCCUCCCCCGGGGUGGCAAUCAGUGGUGUGCAAAAACCAAAAGGACCUGACAACCGCAAAAAAUAAUAUUGACCUGUCUUGGGCUGCUGACAGGGCUCACUGUUCUUCUUACCUCUUCCCAAAUCUGCUUUGCAACCCCGCAACUGACAGAACCGCAGUAAAUGUUCAUCUGCUUGUUUAGCGGCUAACUGCGCUGUGUUACACGUAGCCAAAGAAUCCAGGAAAGCUGCCAAAGACAUAAAUUAGACCAACUUGUGGCAAGCCUAACUGAUAAUAUGAUAAUAACACUUACUUACCUACCCCUCAGGAGAGCUGUGUAGGUUAGUUAAUGUUUAUACAACGCUUUGAAAAGGAUGUUCAGGAGAUGUAAGUGAUAUUACAUUAAUUUUACAGUCACGUUUGUUUACUUUUCUAGGGUAAACGUAUUCUGCACAGUUAAUGUAGAUCAUCUCAGGUGUGGUUUUACGAGGUCUCCAUAGGAAGCUAACUUGACUGAGCAUUUUUUGUUCACUAAAAAUUUUGCAAGACAGUUUAGCUGGUGAAAUCCAGCGGCUGGAUUCAGAGGUGCUAUGUAAUGGGUGCAUACCAAGCAGUGGUCCACAUCUGUUCUGAAUAAUUGGUAUAGAAAACCUGUAUAGACCUUUGGUGGUAGAAAUAUUUUCUUUCCAGGGGGUUUCUUGAGGAGCAGAAGGAGUGGGGAAUGCUGUCAGGCUCUGAAGGGUUAGCCUCUGCUAGCGUGUAAUAUAGCUUAAUUGCAACUAUGACACUGUAGACAAAAGCUGAAUAAACUCCAAAUAAAGGAUUUAUUGGAUGCUAGACUGAAACGACCUUUGGACAUAACAGAGGUGCCAAGAAGAAGCCAAAAUAAUUGGUGCACAAAGCUGACUAUGUGUGAUUGGACAGGUGAUAAAGGCAACAUUAUGUACCUCAGAUGGUUUGGCCUGCCCACAUCCAAGUCAUCAAACCUUUAUUUUUCUUUUUAUGUUAGACAGUUAUGGUCAAUCAAAUACAGCCUUGACCUACUGUUACAUUUAUUAAUAAAGACGUGGAGAGCCCCUAAUCAAACAUUCCUGCACCAGGAGGGUUACAUUGCAGAUGGUUUCACACCAAACCCCAUGGUGAUUUUUUUUUUCUUUGACACUUUAACUGUGGAUUUUUUAAUCAACAAGGCUUCCAGAGAAACUUGAACAAAACCCACAGAGCCUCAGCUAUGAGGCAGCUUGCCAGCAUAAUUUCGACCAAGGAUUAUUUAUUUCCCGACACACACACACACCCCCCUCUUACACACAUCAGUGACAGCCUUCCCAAACUUCAGUGAUGCUUCAAUUCAACCAUGACCUUGGCAGCAGUUUGGGACUGUGGGGAGAACUGGCAACUGGCAUAGGGAUGAAGGGGUGGGAAAGGGGUAAAGGUUUGAGGUUAUCAGUGUCAGGAGAUACUCCUACCAGCUCUUGCACCCUGACACCCAAUCUGCUGCAUGGUGAGCUUGGGUGCAGCCAUGCUGUGCCCCACAGCCGUCUCCUGGCCUCCCACCAGCAUGCUGCCUUGGCUACCCCAGCGUUGCUGGCAGCCCGUCUUUCUUGUGCUUUUCUCCCCUUCCCUUGUACCACCUGGAUCCCAAUGAAGGCCUUGGAGCAAGGGUGGCACGGUCACAGUCACUGCCUGUGAAACCUCAGUGCUGCUCUGGGUCCCUCGGGGUGGGAGGGUGAGGUGGAGGCAUCUGUCCUGCCUGCUGACUGCUCUGCUCUGCAACUCUUAGUAGGGAUUUUCCCAAAUGCAAGGAAGCCCUGAGGGUUUUUUGGUUUGUUUUGCUGUUGUAGACACACUGAGCUCCAUGGAGGGGAGAGCUGAGCAGCGGUUCCACGCUGUCCCUCAGCCCCUCCGGGGCUCGGCAGGUACCGUCAGCAUGUGGUCUUGACAGGGGCAGUGUCCCUGAGAAGUGCGCCAUGGGGCGUAUCUGCUUCCAACAGCGUGGGGUGUCAUCCCCUGCUCUCUGCCUUGCAGGUCUGGGCAGCGUGGUGGGAGCGGUCAGCCCCUGCGAAAAGGCCUGCAACCCUCGGAUGGGCAACCUGGCACACGGGCGGGAGCUGCGGACGGAGACAGCCUGUGGGCGCCAUGCCACCGAGCCCUUCUGUGCCUAUGCUGAGGAUGCCCAGCGCCGCUGCAAGCGUCCCACCUGCGGCCGGUGCAGCAGGGCCCACGCGGGGCUGGCCCACCCCCCCGCCGCCAUGGCCGACUCCCCCUUCCGCCUGCCCCGCACCUGGUGGCAGGCGGCCCAGGACGCCCCCCGCGAGACCAUCCGGCUGGACCUGGAAGCUGCCUUCUACUUCACUCACUUGAUUGUGGUCUUCAAGUCGCCCAGGCCGGCCGCCAUGGUGCUGGAGCGCUCCCAGGACUUUGGCGAGACGUGGAAGCCUUACAAAUACUUUGCUGCUAACUGCUCGGCCACCUUCGGGCUGGAGGAUGAUGUGAGGCAGAGAGGAGCCAUUUGCACUUCCAGAUAUUCAAGUCCCUUCCCGUGCACCGGAGGAGAGGUGAUAUACCGAGCCCUGUCACCACCUUAUGCUGCGGAGGACCCAUACAGCGCAGAAGCCCAGGCACAGCUGAAGAUCACCAACCUGCGGGUGCGGCUGUUGGAGCGGCAAGGCUGCCCCUGCCUCCCACCCAGCCCAGACCCCCAGAUCCCACAGCCCCUACCACCCCUGCACUACGCUGUCUACGACUUCAUCGUGAAGGGCAGCUGCUUCUGCAAUGGCCACGCUGACCACUGCAUCCCUGUCACUGGAUUCAAGCCUGUCAAGGCAGCUGGCGUUUUCCACGUGGUCCAUGGGAAAUGCAUGUGCAAGCACAACACAGCGGGGUCCCACUGCCAGCACUGUGCCCCGCUGUACAACGAUCAGCCUUGGCAGCCUGCCGAUGGCAAAACCGGAGCCCCCAAAGAGUGUCAGUCAUGCAAGUGUAAUGGGCAUGCUGACACUUGCCAUUUUGACAUGGAUGCAUGGCUGGCAUCGGGCAAUCGCAGCGGCGGCAUCUGCGACAACUGUCAGCACAACACAGAAGGGCAGCACUGCCAGCGCUGCAAGCCGGGCUUCUACCGGGACCUCAGGAAGCCUUUCUCUGCCCCAGACGCCUGCAAACCUUGCUCCUGCCACCCCCUGGGAUCGGCCGCGCUCCCCCUCGGCCCCCGCAGCUUCUGCGACCCCAGCACCGGCGACUGCCCCUGCAAGCCCGGCGUGGCGGGGCCCCACUGCGACCGCUGCCUCCCCGGCUACUGGGGCUUUGGUGCCUAUGGCUGCCGCCCCUGCGACUGUGCCCGCAGCUGCGACCCCCGCACCGGUGACUGCCGCAGCAGCAGCUCGGACGUGACAUGGCACAAUGAAGCACCUCCGUUCCAGGCAGUAAUUAAUGAAAGCCAUCCCACCUGGGGCUGGGAGGAUGAGCAGGGCUUCUCAGCACUCCGGCACUCUGGUAAAUGCGAAUGUAAAGAGCAAGUUUUAGGGAAUCCCAAGGUCUUCUGCGGGAUGAAGUACACCUAUGUGAUCAAGACUAAGAUUUUGUCAGCUCAUGACAAAGGCUCCCAUGCAGAAGUCAAUGUGAAGGUCAAGAAAGUCUUGAAAUCUACAAAGCUGAAGAUCCUCCGUGGCAAGAGGACGCUCUACCCUGAGUCCUGGACUAACAGAGGCUGCACUUGUCCCAUCCUCAAUCCCGGCUUGGAGUACCUUGUGGCAGGACAUGAGGACAUCAGAACGGGCAGACUCAUCGUCAACAUGAAAAGUUUUGUCCAGCAGUGGAAGUCAGCUCUUGGAAGAAAGGUCCUGGAGAUUUUGAAAAGAGACUGCAACUAGAGGUGCGCGGCUGCCUAGGGUGUUUCUUUAUGCACGAAAUGCAACAGCCUUCAUGGAGAGAAGACCUCUAGGAUGAAAACUGGAAAGUAAGAAAAUAGUGCCAAAAUGUGUAGCGAGGCAUUCAGAGUUGUAGGCACUGUCUAAUUUAACCCUUCCUGGCCAUUGUUCAUUCACGCACCUGUAGCUUCCUUGCAAGGGGCUCACCUGAGCCCAGCUCAUCGUUACAUUGAGGGAAACAAAAGGAAGGGUGGACGCUCGUCUCACUCCAGUGCAAUGUUGGAGCAACUCUUAUGAAGCCACUGAUUGCCCCAAACUAAACUGCCACCCUAGAGAUGGAAAGCAGGCCCAUGAGCUGCAGCUGAGAAGCAAAACACCACUGCCAGUCCUGCCAGCGUGGAUUCUGAGUGACUUCCAGAGGCUCCCGAAGGAUACUGUGGGGAAGAUGAUGGCCGCAGUGGCAGGUAGGUGCUGGCAACAGCGUGGCAAUGACAACAGCUCUUUAGAAACACCCCCUCAGGUUAGGACACGGGACGUGUCAAAGAGCAUGGAGUGCCACUUGCUUUUAACCUGGUCAGCCUGCUGAAGGUUUCCAGGGCUAAAUUCUCUGCUGGUGCUGGUGAAGGUGGAGUUGCUGGAGUGAAUCAAAUCCCUCUGCCUUGGCACAAGCGUGACGCAGGGCAGAGGCUGGCUCUUCACCCACCGCACGGCCACAGAGAAGAGCCAGCUCUGGAGGGUGCAGCGUCUCUGAGCUUUUUUCCUUGAAGUUUUAAAAAAUGAACCUAGCCCUAGUGUAAAUAUUUCAUUGUAUAAAGCACUUUACUACCUGCCAGUUUAUGGUGCGGGAAGUCUAAUUGUGUUGGGGAAAGAAGAGGUUGAAGGUGUCACAUGAAAAAAACUCCCUGAAACAGAAGCACUCCUGAAGACCCCCUCAGUUGGACGGCGUUAACGGUAUAAAGGGAACAGCCAGCCUGGCACUGGCCACUCAGAGUAUCUGAGGAUGCAAUCUGAAAGAUAAAGUAUUUGCACUGAAGUCCCAGCUUCAGACCAGCACUUGGACCCUGUGGGCAGGACUCCAGCAAGACUUUGCAAACAGUGUGAGAAGAGACUUUGAGAUAAAAAAUGCAAUUGCCGGAGGAGAAAAACUCUGCCUGCAGAAAAAGGAGUGGAUGCAGGGAACUGAAAGGACUCACAUUCACAUAUCACAACCCAGCGAUUCAUGGUGGGCCUGGAGUUUAUUUUUAUGUUAGUAUUUAAAACCGAACAUUUUAUUUGUUUUCUUCUGUGUUAUUGUUUGAGAUAUAUACAGCCAUUAUACAUCCUCAUUAACACCAGUAUGGAAUAUAGCACAGUUUACUGCAGUUUUCAGCACUAAAAUAUAUCUUUUAUGUAAAGCAUCCUUAAACCACAUUGCAUAGAGUGUAUUUUGUUCAUGAGCGAGAGGGGAAAGAAAAGGAAGCCAUACAAAACCUGGAAAAAAUCACGAGUCUACCAGUCCACUUCAUGUAUGUAUUUUUCUUUCAAGGUCCUGUGGACUCACAAAAAAAUUAUACUAUUUUGGUAAUUUGUUUUUGUAUCUCAUGUAUGUAAUAAAUACAAUAUGAUUUCAACA
Falco peregrinus (peregrine falcon) is the source of this 6588-nucleotide messenger RNA. RefSeq names its product netrin 4 (gene NTN4). The transcript is spliced from 9 exons. The record is from RefSeq and is a predicted model, not a curated record. Gene Ontology annotation, cellular component: laminin trimer. Gene Ontology annotation, biological process: basement membrane assembly; cell migration; substrate adhesion-dependent cell spreading. Gene Ontology annotation, molecular function: protein binding. Bases 3081 to 4979 code for a protein of 632 amino acids. Lineage: Eukaryota; Metazoa; Chordata; Aves; Falconiformes; Falconidae.